AGUGUUUUCAACAGUGAUGCAAUCACUUAGUACCAACUUCACACCAAAGCAAGGACCUCCGAUCACUGAAGGCUAUAUCUUAGAUAUAUUUAGAAGUUUGAUCUGUUGUGUGAAGAUUGUACAGCAAAGAUGCUACGACAGGGCAUUGACAUUCCAUGCCAAUCAAUGUCUGUUGUUAACUUGUGAAUGUGUGCAGACCUAUUUGUCAAUUGCUGCUACAGACUUGCUUACUUAUGCCAUUCAGCAAUUGAAUGUUCUUCUUGAGAACAACCUCACUUUUGGAAAACCACUAAGCAUCAUGCUUGAUAUCAUUCAAAAGGUGUUUGAAUGCUGUACGGGGGAUAUAUCCCAAGAUGUAAUCAUUGGAUUAAUUGGUCCAGAAUCUGUGUUACAUCAACUCAGAUAUCAACCAUCCAACAAUUACCUUCCAGUCCUUGUGGACUUCUACCGUUCUCUGCUAUCUAUCAAGAACAUACCAUCCUUGGAAGCUGUUUACAAUUGUAUUUUGAGUGACUUGGAAAUGGCAUAUGUAAAAUUACUUGGACUAGCCGGCAGUACAGCUCGUAUCAGUGUUGUCAAAAACAACUGUUUUUGCAAAGUAAAGUACACAGAGGAGAGAGCAAGAAUUGCAGUCAUUCUUAAUCUUUCUGCUUUGUCUCAAAUUGCAAGCAACAAAUCCUCAAUUAUAGGGAUGUGGGCAUUAUCUCCUAAUGUCUUUGACCUUUGUACUCAACAUCUGUCUUUGGCUGAUUGGAAGAUGGCAGAACAUUUUCCAUCUGUACACUUUACGUUACUUCUUAUCAUUUUCACACACUGUGAAAGUCAUGGUCACUUUAUAACAAGCUCUAUGUCAAGGGUUGGUUUAUUUGAUGGAGGACUGGUGGCAGCUUCUACAUCCAAGACAAGUGGUUACCUACACAAUAUCCUGCAGCUAUUGGCAAAGAUUCUACCAAAUCCAUCUCUCUCAUACGAUUCAAGGUUACUGUCUGUAAAAUGGAUGCUGAGUCUUGGUGAUAGCUUCAAACAGU
Molecule: messenger RNA, 1028 nt
Organism: Anneissia japonica
Lineage: Eukaryota; Metazoa; Echinodermata; Crinoidea; Comatulida; Comatulidae
Product: serine/threonine-protein kinase SMG1-like
Exons: 9
Biological process (GO): phosphorylation; nuclear-transcribed mRNA catabolic process, nonsense-mediated decay
Molecular function (GO): protein serine/threonine kinase activity
Source: RefSeq, a predicted model, not a curated record